GGUAUUUACGUCAAAAACUUGAAUUUCUUGCCAGUUCUAUACCAGGAGCAAAGUGGGUUUUCUAUACCUCCUCGCUUUUCUGUAAUCCUAAUAUCGUAAUUCAUAAAAAUUGACGAGUUCGAGUAAUAUGCAGUUUCCAACUAUUCAAGAUCCAGUAUCAGGAUGCCAGAAACGAGAAGAGGAGGAGCAGAGCAACUUCUCCAUACCUCCUCCACGUUCCUGCAAUCCUCAUAGCAAAUCUUGUCUCAAUAAAGUUUGACGAUUUUACCAAGAGCAACUUGAU
Molecule: messenger RNA, 283 nt
Organism: Acanthoscelides obtectus
Lineage: Eukaryota; Metazoa; Arthropoda; Insecta; Coleoptera; Chrysomelidae
Source: the annotation of a GenBank genome assembly